Setaria italica (foxtail millet) is the source of this 715-nucleotide messenger RNA. RefSeq names its product stress-response A/B barrel domain-containing protein At5g22580. The coding region runs from base 99 to 422 and encodes 107 amino acids. Lineage: Eukaryota; Viridiplantae; Streptophyta; Magnoliopsida; Poales; Poaceae. The record is from RefSeq and is a predicted model, not a curated record. The transcript has 2 exons.
CCCCAGCGCACUUAAAUUGGGCGGCAUCAUGGCGCCAUGAUCCAUCCACACCUCUCGUUCUGCAAAGCCACUCACUGGAAGAGGAGGGAGGGAGUGCCAUGGCGGAGGUGAAGCACCUGUGCCUGGUGAAGUUCAAGGAGGGCGUCGUGGUGGAGGACAUCCUCAAAGGCAUGGCCGACCUUGCCGCCCAGAUGGACAUGGUCAAAUCCUUCGAGUGGGGGAAGGACGUGCUGAACCAGGAGAUGCUGACGCAGGGCUUCACACACGUCUUCUCGCUCACCUUCGCCUCCGCCGACGACCUCACCGCCUACAUGGCCCACGAGAAGCACGCCGCGUUCGCCGCCACGUUCAUGGCCGCACUCGAGAAGGUGGUCGUCAUCGACUUCCCCGUCGUCAUCGCCAAGCCACCGCCACAGGCAUGAGCCUCUGUCGGCCAUUGUACGGUGACUUUUCAGGUAGCAGCAGAUCUCGUCGUCUGUUUGCAGCGGUAAUGUACUAAGGCUGCUUAUCACUGCUUGUUCUGCUAUAUAUCCCUCCGGGCUAGUACAUGUAGUGUAGCUGUGCCUGUAAGGCAAAUAUCACCCAGUUCAAGUCCCUAUUGGUUGCUUGAUUCCUAUUGGAAUAAAUUUCAGUGAUCUUUCUGGUAGCAGGUACCUGUACAAUUCACUUGUAAUUUCUCUCUUUUCGGCGUUUAUGAUGGAUUGACGGAUCCUAA